Molecule: messenger RNA, 1395 nt
Organism: Moneuplotes crassus
Lineage: Eukaryota; Ciliophora; Spirotrichea; Euplotida; Euplotidae
Source: the annotation of a GenBank genome assembly
AUGAAGAUCUGUCUAUCUUUUGUUUUAAGUAUCCUUCUCGCUACCACACUAGCUGGUACCUAUAAGGUUAAAGUAGGAAUUAUCAAUGACCUCCAUUAUGAACCUUUUUACCAAACUGGGUCUGACAUUCAGAGAUAUUGUAGAAGUGAUAACUCUCCUCUCAAAUGGAUAACUGGAUACACUCAAGACAACGCAUCUCCCUUCGGAGAAUAUAGGUGAGACGCCCCAAAGAGACUGAUUAAUCUCAUGCUAGAUAAGCUUGAUGAGAUAGAUCCUGAUAUUGAUGUACUUCUCGUCAGUGGCGACUUCAUUGCUCAUGGAAUCGCAGUUGAAAUUACAGAUAAGGUUCACGAUCAAUAUCAAAUUUUAAAAGAUUCUAUUAGUGAAGUGUUCUUAGAGAUGAUCAAUAAAAAGUUUCCAAACGCUAUUGUUCUCCCUGCAAUCGGAAAUAACGAUAUUAAGUAUCAUUAUGUUUCUCCUCAAAGAGGUGUUACUGCUCCAGAUUAUUAUCCCUUUAUGUAUGAUCUUAUUUUUGAGAAGAUGGAUGGUAACAAGAAUAUUGGAACUCAAGAUAUGAGGGACACUUUCACAAAAUUCGGAGGUUUCAGAUACGAUUACUCAGACGAUAUAUCGUUCAUUUCUUUUAAUAGUUUAUAUUACAAUAAUAAAGUCCCAAGUAAAGACACACAAAUCAAGAAAGCCCAAUUUGAUUGGUUAGCCAAUACUAUUGACCAAGAACAAUCAGAACGUAAAUUUGUAAUCUUCUUCCACGUUUACCCUGGAGUUUAUAUCAUUAAGUCACCAAAAUCCUUUUGGGAGCAAGAAGCACAGUUAGAAUUUAAUAGAAUAAUUCAAAGAAAUUCUCACAAGAUUAUAUUGGUUACAGGAGCUCACUCUCAUUAUGCUGAUGUAAAAGUAUUUUUUGACAAGGAAUUUACAAUUCAAGACUUUAUGAAUCCAAAAGAGACAGAAUUUAGAGCUAAUCCAGUUUGGGCACUUUUGGUUACUCCAUCGAUAUCUCCAGUAUUUACAAAUAACCCUGGAGUGACUCAUUUAAAUUUGAAUGACGGAUUUGCUGACAACAUUACUUGGACAUUCCUAGAAUUAAAUAGAUAUCCCUCAGACGAAUCUGAAGCCCAGUACAAUACAUUCAGUCUGGAACAGCAAUGCGGAAUUUUUAAAUUUACCCCAGAGCAGGUCGCUAACUUUAUCAAGAGUUUGAUCAAAGACAAGUAUGCUCUUUACAAAUAUUUGGCGCAUAAGAUAGGCUUCCAGGGAGAAAACAUUGUGAAUGCUUUGCUGGGAUACAAAGAGCUGGGAACCAUUACAUUUAAGGAUGAAUCUGAGUACUUCUGUUCAUUGCUGAAUAAUAAGAGAAUUGAUUAUUACAUUUAA